CUAAAGGCCUUAGAUGAUGAAAUCAAUGCCUUUUUGGACAAUAUGUUUGGACCUCGGGAUUCUCGAGUCAGAGGGUGGUUCAUGUUGGACUCCUACCUUCCUACCUUUUCUCUCACUGUCUUAUACCUGCUUUCCAUAUGGCUGGGCAACAAAUACAUGAGGAACAGAGCUGCUUUUUCCCUCAGGGGCAUCCUCACCUUGUACAACCUUGGAAUCACACUUCUCUCCGCAUACACGCUGGCAGAGCUUAUUCUCUCCAGUUGGGAAGGAGGCUACAACUUACAGUGUCAGGAUCUUACCAGUGCAGGGGAAGCCGACAUCCGGGUAGCCAAAGUGUUAUGGUGGUACUACUUCUCCAAAUUAAUAGAGUUCCUGGACACGAUCUUUUUUGUGUUGCGGAAAAAAAGCAGUCAGAUUACCUUUCUUCACGUAUACCAUCACGCGUCUAUGUUUAACAUCUGGUGGUGCGUUUUGAACUGGAUACCUUGUGGGCAAAGUUUCUUUGGACCCACCCUGAACAGUUUCAUCCACAUCCUCAUGUACACUUACUAUGGCCUUUCUGUGUUUCCAUCUAUGCACAAGUAUCUUUGGUGGAAGAAGUAUCUCACGCAGGCUCAGCUGGUGCAGUUCGUGCUCACCGUCACCCACACCAUGAGUGCUGCCGCGAGGCCCUGCGGCUUCCCCUCCGGCUGCCUCAUCUUCCAGUCGUCUUACAUGCUGACGCUGGUCAUCCUGUUCUUAAACUUCUAUGUUCAGACAUACUGGAAAAAGCCAAUGAAGAAAGAUGGGGAAGAGCCACAUGCAGGGAAAGAAGUUAAGAAUGGUUUUUCCAAAGCCUACUUCACUGCAACGAAUGGAAUAACAGCCAAGAAAGCACAAUAAAUGUUGAGUAAGACAAGGCAUAUAUACUAGCCUAACAGAUCCGCUUGUUUUAAAGCAAAGACUGAAUUGAAAGUUCUAUAUGUUUUAGCAUAAACUGAUUUCUUUUGAGUUUAUAAAUCAUUUGUA
Physeter macrocephalus (sperm whale) is the source of this 1008-nucleotide messenger RNA. RefSeq names its product ELOVL fatty acid elongase 2 (gene ELOVL2). The record is from RefSeq and is a predicted model, not a curated record. The transcript has 7 exons. Gene Ontology annotation, cellular component: endoplasmic reticulum membrane. Lineage: Eukaryota; Metazoa; Chordata; Mammalia; Artiodactyla; Physeteridae. Gene Ontology annotation, biological process: very long-chain fatty acid biosynthetic process; fatty acid elongation, polyunsaturated fatty acid; fatty acid elongation, monounsaturated fatty acid. Gene Ontology annotation, molecular function: fatty acid elongase activity. The coding region runs from base 43 to 882 and encodes 279 amino acids.